Molecule: messenger RNA, 20496 nt
Organism: Porites evermanni
Lineage: Eukaryota; Metazoa; Cnidaria; Anthozoa; Scleractinia; Poritidae
Source: the annotation of a GenBank genome assembly
AUGGCUGGGGCUACAGGAGAAAAUACGGAUAGCUCGGCGGCUUCUCCGAGGCAGCAAGCGAGCAGAAAGCCACCGAAAAAUCGUCUUUCGUGUCAGGUCACUCUUCUCGAUGGAACCGUCUUGAAUACAGAUCAUUUACAAGUGAGUGUGCUCAACGAAUUUUUUGCACAUAUUAAGUUUGGUUUGAGCUAUUUCUUUAACAUGUAUUCACUUAAAGGUUUAUCAUGUUUUAAUGGCUGUUGUAAUAGAAGUUUCAACGCUAAUCAUACUGUCACAAAUUCUGUUCUGACCAUGAAGUUGAGUUCUUGUUCUGUCGACGACUCCACCGCUUAAUAUUGGGAGUUUGAUUCAGGCGACGUACAGAAGUACUCCAGAUCUGAUUUUUCCUAAUACCCUACUACUAUUCGAGUUGUUCUCUAUCGGCAGAAGAGCGUGUUCCUUUAAGUGACUGGAAUGAAGAACAUGCUAUAUAAGGAAAUGGCAGUCUUCCAACCCUCAAGCUUGAAUUGAAACCGAACAAAUUUAGAUUUUGAUGUGGAGCAGUUUUCCGCAAACGCUCAUGCUGAAUAGGACAUUCCUUUUAUCGAACUGAUUCAUUUUCUUAAAAGAUAUAUUUAAAAAUUACUUGCUUUAUCCUGAGAUGUGAUGUUGUAGGGCCGAAAGAGAAACAAGAUGUUUUGUUCUGUUUGAUUGAAUUCGAAUAUACAAUUUCUAACAGUAUGAUUCAAGGGCAGUUAAAUUCUUCCCUUGUCAUGCUGUUAUAACCUCUUUGUCAGUCAGAAUUGCUGAUUCCUCCGGUGUGAUUGUUUGAUGUUUUUUUUUAUCUAGUCUACUGAGGUUGUCGUGGUGUUAAAAGGCACUUCGAUCCGAAUGUUUACUUGAGACGCACACUUCUCCUUUCUGCUCGUCACAUAUUAGACCAUAUUAUGAUGAUUUUAGAAGCUUUAAUUUAUCGUCGGUGAAUUAAUGUUGGCCUGGAAUUAAACCAAAACCGAAUUUAUCUAUUAAGGGCAGUUAUCCUACGUUAAUUCUCUCUUUUGUAAAAAAAUAAAUGAAUCAGCCUCUUGCAUGUUAGCUUACCUGUGCUUAACUUUCUCUCCUAAGAAAACUGCCAAAGGUAUGGACUUGAUGCUCUGGGUUACAACACAGCUGAAUAUUUCAGAAAAAGAGUAUUUUGGAUUACUGUGGCAAGACGGUAAAGGAGAAAAGGUACAAAGCAUUUGCUUGUUUAUGUUUCGGCCUAAAGUUAGUUUUAGCUUACAUGCACUUUAACUUUUUAAUACAAUGUAUCCUUAUACUAGUCUACUGAAGGUAAUACGUCCACCUGGUCGUUAAUCUCACAAUUGUUUUCCUCGAUUGAUGUUUAGUCUAGAUGUUUAUCAUCCAACUUUGGCCCAGAGAGCAUUAUAAAAAAUCGUUGCUCACACAAAACAAGGAAUUUUCUAGUUUGUUUUGUGUUUUGGUAGCAAAUAUUUCACAGUUCUCGUUGCGUGACUUCACAAUGUUUUUUUGCUAAUAGCGAAGAGAGAAUAAAAGCCUUUCAUGUGUGUACUCAAUAACUUCAUUUAAUAUUCCGUUUAUUCUUACUCCUCAGUACUGGUUGGAUCCUCAGAAGAAAAUAACAGCUCAGCUUAAUGGUAUGAUGUAUUAAAAUAUGAAUCGAAAUUAAUUAUUUCCAAUUCCUAUAAUUUUUUCCCACGUCUAAAACUCCUCCCUAACUAAAGAACUUUUGUCAUGCUAAUUUUCAUUUCACUACCCAGACAAUUUGAUUCCAAGAAUAUUGUUAAUAAACUUGUAAAAAACCUCGAACGAUCUCUUACUCUCUGUGGUAAAUUUUGUUGUUGGUUUUGUUUUUGAUAGCGUGUUCUACUUUGUUUAUAUUUGUAAACCUGUGAGGUCUUUAUUUUUCAUAAAUUGUCAAGUUCUUCAACUGCAAAUACUGAAUGCAAGAUUAUUAAGAGUGACAAGACAAAAUUAUUUGCCUCCGAUUUCUGACCUGAUCAAGUUUCAACAGCUAUUGUUAACCUAAACAGAUCAUAGUUUAACCUUUUAAGAGCUUUUGUAUUUUUUAAGGGAAGCUGUUGACAAUGCUUCCUUGCGUGGGUUAGCCUGUUUUGAAUACAGCAAUCUGAAAUGUGAGAUGCUUUGACCAAACUAAUCACCCAUGACCAGUAUUAUUCAACAUAUAGUGUAGGUGGUUUAUAAGGUGGUUGUGUAUUUUGGUGUGAAAAAAAAACUUUGCGUAAAUAAAUACAUGGAGAAUUCCCACUCUGCUUGCUUGUAGAUAAACAGUAAACAAGUUAGUAUCGUGUGUGUCAACAGCUUCCUGUAACACACUGCGGCUUCUUGUGUGGUACAGUCCACCUUUUUGCGGUGUAUCCUAACUGUUGAAUUUUGCAUCAAUAUAGCUUGUCAGAUCUGUAAUGAUGAUAGAUUGUGGGAAAUUGUUUUUUGCCAUACAUUCUUAAUCAAAUGAAAAUUAGAGAUAACUGAUUCUUUACUCUUUAAUUGCAAGGUCACGAUUUGUUUUUUUAUAUUUUGUUCCCUUUUAAUUAUAGGAGUUUAUGAUACUGUUAAAAUUUUAAACUUUCUCCUUGGAGUAGCUGUAUAAGAAUGAUCUCACAAUUUGUUUGUGUUUGAGAAAUGUUUUUUCCGGCGUGUAUAUUGUUCUUUAUUUUCAUCUUUGACGUCAGCCUAUGAGAAAAUUCUUGUUUUGAUUAAGAAGCAUUACAGAUUUGUAGCAUAUUGCUCAAUUUGUUAUGAAUUAAUAAUUUUAGUAAAUCUGUGUGGAAAAUGUUUGUUCAAUUUUAUGAAUUUUGUUAUAAAGGGACAUUUUUUGUGAGGUUGCAAAUAAUGCUGGAAUAUUGUAUUUUUACUUUGAUCCUUUGCCCAUGAUGUCAAGUAAAUGAGUGCGGAAAACAAAACUGGAUCAACAAAAACCCUAAACACUUCCUUCAAAUCCUUUAUGCAUUACAUGUGUUGUAGUUCAAAGUUUUCUUUGGUUUAAAAAUUUGCCAGCUAAUAUUACUUUAAGUUUAAUUGUUUGCCCUUGUCUCAAGUCAUGUUUCAAUAAACUAAAUGGUGCUGAGACAAAGGAAAUAAAAUCUAAACUGGUUUGAAAUAAAGAAAAUGUUUUUAAUACCAAAUAUCCAUACAAGUAUAUAAAUGAUAAAGAUAACAGAUGUGGACAUCAAAAACUUUUGAAAUUUUCUGCACUGUUUCGCUUUAAGAUUGAAGGUCUUUAGGUUUAAUAUUUAACUCCUUAGUUCUGUUCAUUAAUGGCAAUUGUUUUCUAAUUAGCUCGAAGUAUAAUAUUAGACUUGCAGACUGAAUGAUACAAUAUUAUUUUUUGGUUUUGAAGGUGCUCAGCCCAACUUUGCCUUUGUGGUUAAGUUUUAUGAACCAGUCCCAUCUCACAUCAAAACAGACUACACCAGGUAACUCAGUCCCCUUCCCCAGGGAUUGGGGGAGGGAUGUAUGAAAAUAAUGCUAAUCAUUUUCUGCUUAGAAUGGCUAACUUGCUUAUUUUUAUUCAUAAGGGUGGAAUUUAAAAGAUACUACACAGCCCCAUUAUUCUUGCUACGAAAGUCUCCCAAAAGGGUACAAAGAGUGUGUACAGCCACCCCCUCCCCUCAGACAAAAUCGCCCCUUGGCAGCCCAGUUAAAAUCACCUUUUGGUGAUUCUUGUUUUCUUUUAAUCUGUUUAUUAUCAGCCGUUGCAGCUAUGACUUUCAGGGGACAUCAUACAUGUAACUGGUGACCAAACUUGUUUGGUCAAGAAAGAUAAGGAAAUAUUGGCAGUGCUCUUUUUUUGUGUAUUUUUAUGAAUGGGGUCAAAGUCAAGGUUGAUAAAAACCUAAAAUAAGAAUAGGGCCAAUAUCUAUCUUCACUGAACAGCCCAAACAAGCUGUGGUCAAACAAGACAAUGAGUGUUAAUGAAAACUGUAGUGGGGGAAGCAAGAACAUACAUGAUUAUCAUAAGUGAACUUUUGACUAAAAAACUGCAUUCACCACUGGAGCCCUUUUUGCCUAAAAUCUUUUCUGAAAUCUCUUGUUGCAUGGGCAAGAAACCUGAGAAUACUGGGUAUAAGAUAUUGAUAUUGUGCAUAGCCCUGUAGUUAAGGACAGUAAAAAAGUUGGUACUCUUCCAAGGUUCCCUUAUCAAGCAAAAUCGUCUGCCCCUGGUGGCUUGUAUUACCUCCCAGGUUGUUGUUCUUAGUUUUUAUUAAGGAUUUAAGUUGCGGUUAUUUUAGUUAAAAUAUAUCCCUAAGAAACAGUAUAAUUCACUCUUGAAAAACCUAAGGAAAAAGGUUUUUUAGGCAGUAACAUAUGUACAUUGUAUUUCUCUUUGAUUAAAAAAAUUUUUAAUUUUCUGUUUUGUACCAGUCUUGAAAUUUUUGGCUUUGUUUCAGGUUCAUGAUCAUGAAAACUGUAUGAAAGAUGGCAACAGAUUAAUGUCAUGUCGCUUUCUUGAAGAGCUGUAAACCUUUGCACAUUGUACAAUGCAAAUUAAUGUUGCUACACAGAACAAUUACCAGACAAAUUAUCAUAUUAUUUAUAAGGAUUUCAAUAGUAUCUUCCUUUUAAUUUAUGCUAAAACCUAUGUUGUGUAAUACACACAAACCCAAAUAAAUGAAGGUGUGUGUGGAAAAUGGCCCAGUUGACUUGUGAUAACCUGGUAGUUUCUCCUGACAAAUUACCUUGUACGUUGUACACCUUGUUGACUGAUUCCUUGUAAAGUACAUUGUAUGGAUCUCAAGUUUCUAAAGGUGUUUUGUUUUUCUUUUGCAACUGUUUCCAAGGUAUUUGAUGUGCAUGCAGUUACGUGAUGACAUUAACUCUGGAAGGUGAGUUCUGGGUGACUUACAUGACUUAGUAUCCUGUAUUGCAUCUUUUGCUUACUUUAUAAUGAUGAAGGUUCUGAGAGAUGGUUUAGAUAGGCUCUGAGUUGGUUGAGUGACAGAUCCUGUUUUCUCUCUAUCUUAGUGAUCACAUAUCUUUAAAUAAAUUAUAUUGAUAUGAUAUUUUUCAGGUUACCAUGUUCAUUUUACAAUCAAGCACUUCUUGGAUCUUAUGUAGUGCAAGGUGAGGUGAAAAUGGGGAUUGAAUAUUGAUUAAUCAUCUGUGCCAUAGCUAAAAUGCAUUAAAGAAAGAAGGAAGAUUACCAUUAUACAGAGGACUUGUCAUGGAAACUCUGAAAACAGAAGAACAUUCAGUAUUAAUUUUUUUUUUAUUUACUUUGCCUGUUGGUACAAGAAAAUAGUUACAAGUAUACAUUAAUGGAUAGCUAGUGAGACUAUGCUAUUCUGUAGUUGGAACAAAAUACCGUACAAUCUGUACACCAUAUAACCCAGCCUCAUCUAAAUUACUGUAAAUUGCUUGCUCAAUAAGUAACAAGGAAAUGGAUAUCAGAACUUUGAGAUUUGUGCAUUAGGUAUUUUCUUGUAUGCUGUAAUUGCUUUUGUCUGAUUUUUAUGACUGACGUGUGUUUGUGCGCAGGUGAUGUUGGAGAUUAUGAGGCACGUGAUCAUGGUGAUGAUUACUUGGAUGGAAUGGUCUUUGCACCCAAUCAGGUAACACAAAGUAGCACUUAACCCUAAAGCAUUACAGAAAAACUGGUUAAUAAUAUACAUGUACAUAAUAUCUGUGUUAGUUUUGUACAUUAAAAAUAGAAGACAAUAAAAGUCUAAAAAACACACAAAAAAAAUUAAAGAACGCUAAAGAAUUUGUUGCAGUUUUUCACUAUUUACCGGUACUUUGUUAAAUUUUGUACAUACAAAAUUGUGACAGUAAAAAGUUCAAAACACUGUCACAGAAAGUAGUUCUUGCAAGAUUUCACAAACUCAAAAUGUGUAGGGUGUCUUUUAGUACUGUUAUUACCAGGUUGUUCAACAAGAAAGUUUUACUACUACAAAUUGCUAGUUGCUAGUUUUCAUCUGAAUUGUACUUCCUUAUUCUACAUAUUAUGCCAUAGAAAAGUAUCAUUAUUGAUUCUGUUAUCACAAUUUUGUUUAGACACCUGAAUUAUUGGAAAAAAUCAGGGAACUUCACAGGGAAAAUAGGUGAGUAAUUGUACUUUACAUUAGAACUAAGUUACUAUUCCACAACUUGUGUAUAUCUUUGGUCAUACAGCUGUUAUUUCAAAUCCAUGUUAAAUAAGGAAUUUAGCUCAGAGAGACUCCAAAUUAGUUUGAAUUUUAUUUUUCACUUUUCUGUUAGAUUCCUUUUAAACCAAAGCAAGGGUUAAUUUGCAUACAGUACAGUCAACACUUUCUGUCAGGCCCCAGUUCACUUGUUCAAGGGUAAUAACACUAUCCACUGGAUAGAUUUUUUUCAUUUGGAUAAGGCAAUUGUUCCCCUAAUUCUUAUCCACUGGAGAGUGACUUAUCCGGUGGAUAAAAGCACUGUACAACACUUGAAUGACCAUGCCAGGUGUGCAUCUGUCUCUCUUCCAGACCUGGCAGUGUCGAACAUAAGAGAUGCUCAGUGGUUAACUGUGGAUUGGUUAUUUUGUUUGUAGGGGUCUUAGCCCUGAAGAGGCUGACUCGCAGUACUUGAAGAUUGCAGCUUCCAAACUUGUUAUGUUUGGCGUUGAUGCUCAUCCUGCCAGGGUAUGGGUAACCUUUUUUAUGUCCAGUAUUCCUACUACAUUGUAUACCAUGUUAUGUUAACUCCACUUACAAAUUAGUACACUUGAGGAAAAACAUUGAUGGUGUGCUUCAAUAAUGUUGUGUAUGACACUUGGCGGCCAAGACUAAGACUUGACAGACCUAAUCCUACUUUUGUUUCUUGUUGGGUGUCCUGUGAAUGUACUGGGGAUAAAAAUCAACAACAUUUGGUGGACGUUCUCUGUCACGCAAAUCUACCCCAGGCCUUCAUUUUCCUGCAGGAAAAUAUCAUACACUUCCCCUAUUACCUUCAAAAAUCCUUGAUAUCACACAAAUUCUCUGCGUUUAAAUGAAAGUGAUAUAUCAACACACUCAGUAAUAAUUGGUGUCUCAAAACCAGGUGACAUGACUUAUGAAUUGGAAUCUAAAAUGCACUUUAUUAAUCUGUGAUGACUACUUUAAGUCAUAAAAAUACAUAGGCAAAAGACAAUUCCAAGCAAGAAUGAAGAGAAUUAACUAGCACCUUUAGUAAUAGUCAUACCUAGUAUUUACCACUUACAUGUACAUAAAUGUACAUGUAUUAUAAUAGUAAAGGAAAGGGAUCAAAACCCACCAACCAUGAGCAAGGUUUGUGAUACACCAAUCACUAACAACCAUGGUGGUACAAAUAGUUUGACUCAGUAAAUUGACACUAUCCCCUGAUGAAGACCUGCAGUGUGCAGUCGAAACGUUGUGAUCAAUAUCAAAGUGACAGUACUGAGAUAAAUGAUGAAACUAAACCCUUUAAAAGAAAACUGAAUCAAUGCAACUUUCUUGUUCUAACUUCUUUUCCAAACAGUGUUAUUUUUGUGUUCUUGUGAAUAGUAUGGGAGAAAGAGGAAGGAAAAAAUACUUUGUGAACUACUUCUUGUUUAGUUUAAACCUUAGGUUUUUAUAAUAAAUUAGCAAUUUUUUUCACUUUUGUUAUCUACAUUUGUUUAGGAUGGACAAGGCAAUGAGAUAUUGAUUGGUGUUUCACAUGAAGGAGUGGCCACCUACAAGGAUCGACUAGUGGUGAACAGUGUCCCUUGGUAAGAACAGAUUAUCUUGACAUUACAGGGCAUGGUGCCUUAUUGAGGAGGGGGGCAAGGGUGCAUGAUGUUCAUUGAAUUUAACACUUUGCAAUGGUGUUUCUGAAAUCCAUUAGGAAUCCCAUUAAGAUGGAAUCCAUUAUACACCAAAGUUCUCCUGAGUAUAUCCCAGACAUCCAAAGACUUGAUUUUCUUUACAUAUACAACAGGCACUGUUUCAGUAGGUGAUGCCGUGUCCUAGACUUAGACCCUUGGAACUUUUUAUCACUCCUUAUACUAAAACUAACUGAUCAGAAAUGUGCCCUUUAUAGCAAUACAAAACUGGUCUUUCUUGCUUUAUGAAUACAUCUAUCAGGAAACUAAUGGCAAUGUUCAAACCUGUCAAAGGUUUGUUAAGGCUUGUCAAUUGUUUUUUAUUGUUAUGGAUGGUGGAAAUUGUAAAGUAUUGAGAGAUGUCUUUUAAAGCUGCAAUUAAUUUUGAAUUUAGGAAGUUAUAACUUAAGAUGAAUUUCAUUAAUUUUAAAGGCUCAUUAGAGCUUUUAUUCUCCAAAUUGGGAUAAAAUUUGCGUCUGAUGAUGAGUCAUGAAUGUUUACAAUACAAUGCCAGAGAGUGAAAUAAACUUCCUUAGUGUAAAUAAAAACAUUCUUUGAGCUGCUGUUAGCCCUCUGUAGCCUCCCACAUGGAUAGUUAUUUUUCGACUUCCUCCCGCCAUUAAAGUCUGCUGAACAUUCAAAGGUUUUAGCAAGUACAGAAAGUCUUCCACUUUCUGAUAAACAGGACUUUGACAAAAAAUAUUUUGUUGUUACCAGCAGUGGUUUAAAAAUAAAAAUAAACUGAAUGCUACGUGUAUUCUUCAAAACGUUUUGAACAGUAUCUUUUGAAAGGUUUGCACAGCCAUGUUUCAAAACCUCCAAAUAGUGCACAGUCAGUACUUGCAUUUAAAAUGUAUGUUACAUACAAAAAGCCACACCAUGAAUAUAAGGUAAACAUCCAUGCCAGCCUACGCUUCCUUUCGGGCUAAGUAUUAUUCUGGAAUUACGCUUAAACUCUGUAGGUGUCAAUUGCAAUUGUUAUAAUAUCAAUGCAGCUCACUAUGAGAACCUAAGCAUCUGCCUGGGGGGCUAUUUUUCUCCAGAUUUGGAUUAAUUUUGCACCCCAGGAUAAGUCACAAAGGGUAACAUUCCAGUGUUAUUUUGAUGACAGAAGUGAGAUGAACUUAGUGUAGACACUCUAAUUAAGGUGCUAUUAACCCCCAAGGUCAUCAACGCUUUAGCACUUCCUUACUCUCAUGUUGGACCAAGAAAUAUAGGAAGUCUGAUCUAAAUUUAAGUUUUCUGUUUCGGAACAUGUUUUAGUGAUUUCUGAUUAAAUCUAUUUGUUAUUAAUUUUAUGUGCUUUUUAACUUGUGUAGGACAAAGAUUGUUUAUGUCAAGUACAGAAAGAGAAACUUUAUUGUUAAAAGCCAUCCAGGGGAGGUAAUGGCAGAUUUUUGGUUUUACCCUUUUUUGCAUCUAGUGGUUUAAUUUUAUUAUUAUUAUUAUUACCUCGUACUUAUUAUUUUUAGAUAAUAUUACUAUUGUAAUAUUAAAUAAACCAACAUUCAGGAUUUGCCCCUUCUGCAGAGCUGAUAUCAAUGUGGCUUCUAAUAAAUUAUUUACAAAUUAAAAUACUGAUAAAGAAUACAACAAAAUAUGACUACUUUGAGCCCUGCUCACAAGAAAUCGUCCAAUUAAUGAUCCUUAGCAUCUAAUUGUUAAGGUAACAAUUUUUCUUUUGUAAGAAAAAAGGGACAGACUGUGUCUUGAAAACAAAUCUGCAGCUGUAAGGGUGUGUUGCUAAGGAAUUCUUGGAUUCAAAAGUAUACUUCUUCAUUAAUCAAAAAACCUAAAAAUGGCCUUUUACCAACUUUUUCACCUGAUUUGACAUGAAAUAGACAGAUUUGGUUGUUUUAUCCUGAAAAGUGGAUUUUUUUUCAAAAAGUUUGGUACUUUGCUUAACCCAUUCGCUCCUGGAGGUUUUGCCGAAAAACACGUUUUGAAGCUAGUCGAGUGGUUUUCUGGUCACUGUCAUGCUAUAAAGAGCUAAAACUUACCACAAACCGGUUUACAGGUCGUACACUUCACGGCCUUCUGAUCCAGAUGCAAAAUAUCAGCUUGCGAAGUUCGGGCAUGCCCAGAAAGCAAAAUUUCGAGAUUGGGUUUAAAAGUGACACAGCAGUCUUGACUUUUACUUUUAGCUCUCUCCUCCCCUCUUUUUUCGCUUUUCUUGCCUCAUUUUUUUUUCUCUUGCUUGGCAUUUAGUAGGCUUCAUUUUGGGGGUAAUAGUUUUUAGGAAAGCUUUUAGGAUCUUAGGAUUAGGUGAAAGGAAAGGUAGGUGGGCAAUGGAACAAGAUUUUCAUGGAGAUUUUCAGGUCAAUGUUACAUGGUUGUUUGCCUCUUUCUCCGGUGUCCUUGACUGAAUUGUGCUCAUUCUGGUAUGGUUUGAAAGAUCUCUUCACUCUGCACAAGUUAGCAGAGGAAGUUGUCCUUGACCGUUAAAACUGAUGACGUCACAAAGGGUAGAAAGGAGGUGGAUCAGCACGGGCAGUUACGGGCGGUUCAGGGGCGAAUGGGUUAAUCCCAAAGUGGAUUUUGAAAGCAAAGAAUACUCUGAAUGGAAUCAUUACAUUAUUAUUUUCCAUGGUUUUAGGAUUUUUUUUUUCUUUUGUUGAAACAAGUUCAUUGCUACAAGUUCAUAGAAUCUGAGAUGAUGAAUCUAAUAUUGGCUUCUCCCAAAGUAAUUUUCCCUUAAGAAACAAGGUGUUUAUUACUUGAAAUAAAUAUGUCAGAUCUUUUAAGGUUCAUGUAAAGUAAGUAGUUUUAUGCCAUAUAGAUCACAAAAUUAAUAUAAACCACAAACCAGAGCAUUAUGAGUACUUUCCUUGUGCUAGUGUAUCAUUUUGAUUAGCUUUUGGCCAUUGUUCUUUAUUUUUUUGUUUUAUUAUUAUUAUUAUUAUUAUCUUUUGAUCCAAUUAUUGUAUAUCUAAUUUUUAUAGAAAUUUUGUUCAGUCAGGUUAAAUACAUGUGGGUUGUGGUUUUGAUGGCUUAACACUGUCAAUAGCCUCCUUUUGGCUUAAGCAAGUAACUAGGCCUCAGGGGGUCAACUAACAUCUUUUUUUCUUUUACUCAGCUGGAGACAUUAACCACUACUGCAAUUUAUAAAUUGCCGAGUGAGAAAGCAUCAAAACGCUUGUACAAAUCAUGUGUUGAACACCAUACAUUUUUCAGGUAGUGAGUUGCAUACCUUACUGUAGAAUUACAGUGUAUUUGUGAGCACAUUACUGUUUUUGAUGGCUAGACCAUAAUCUUGCAAGAAAUUAUAUCUUUGCACAUUUUAGCACUAAGGUUCAUUCCUAGAUAGAAUACUUUUAUGUCGCUCUGAUUAUUAACUUUUACAAUACCCCCAUGAAAAGUGCUCUGCAAAAUAAUAGGGUUAGCUUAACAGAGGACAUGCUAUUUGUUUGUAAACAAUUUUGUGUUGUGGGCAUUGUAAAGUGGUGUAAGUCCCCCUGCCCCCCAUCGCUUUUUUUCUAGCAUUAUUAUGCACGUUUAUUAAAAAGACUUUAUAUGGGUAACAUCAUUACUGGUAUCACAGUAGUUUGCAUUGUAGAGGACAGAAACUAAUAACGAUAUGAACAUAUAAACAUGUAACAAUCCUAACUGGUAGCCAGAUGCAAACUAGUUGGCUACUUACAACCCUGUUGGAGGAGUUGAACAUGGGACUACUAUUUAAAUAACAAAUAAUCUAAUUAGCACUCAGGGCGUGACAGACUCAGAGCUGCAUUCAGGGUCUCCAUAUUGCAAGUUUUGAUCUCUUACCACAUAGCUGCGCUUCCUCCCUUUACCAAAUUCUUUUACUAUUACAAAACAAAGAACCAUUGUGAUUCAGAAGAAAUUUUCCUUCUAUGGGUACACACUAGGGCCCAGACCACAUCUCAAACUUUCAAAAGGUUGAGACAAACCUUCUCAUUGAAGACUUGUGCUUGUUUCAUAUUGACAGACUAACAUUUUCUGACCCACCACCGUCUCGAAGUACCUCACUCUUAAAGAUGGGCUCAAAGUUCCGUUACAGUGAGCGUACUCUGUACCAGCUGCAUAAGGAAGGACACCCAGUCAAAGAACAGCCAAAAUUUAAUCGUGUUUCAAGCCUGAACUGGUCUCGUCGUUAUCAAAUGCCUUCUCUGUCAGAAACUAGGAUUUAUGUGGAUGAAAAAGAUGAUGAUCCCAGAAAGAGACCUCUCUCUGAAGGAGAUUUGCCAUUAAGGGCACCUUGGUUGUCAAAAGGAGGAAAGGUGAGUCUGUUGGAAUAUUGAGACUCUUGAUAAGUAUUUUCGAUGAAAUUGAUGUUUUGACAGGUAAUAUUGAUGAAAUGGCGAUCUUAACUUGAAGAUUAAAGUGACAAUCGCAUUGCCAUUCCGAUCAAGUUUGACAUCAUUAGUCGUCUAAUAAACAAAAAGAAAUCAUUAAAUUUGUCGCUUUUCUUAUUAUCUUGUUUCCUUUGUCCUGGUCGUGGCUGCGCGAGCUCCCUAGUUAUGUUACCAUGACUUGAUUGAAAACGCUCAAUGAAAAUAACAUCUGCAGGGAACCAAAGCGAGGGUCAAUAUUGUUGCACAGUAGAAUUACAGCCACGCUCUGUUAUACAUGGCUAGUAUUCGUGAAAAUGUCAUUUUAUGUGAAUUGUUGUACGUCUGAACAACCGUAUUUAUUCGAAUAAGCGUCCAACCUCGAAUAAGUGCUCACCCCCCUUCCCCCUCCCACCCAAAGAAAAUUAAGUGCACGAGAGUAGUAUUGAUUAUUAUUUAUUCACUGGCUUACAAUCUCUAGAUUCAUUGUCUUGGAGAAUGUUGGAAUUUUCCUUAAAGUUUCAACUCAAAUGUCUAUGUGGGCGUAAAGUUCUUUCAGCCGCAAUAUAUCUCACUCAAAACUCGUGGCAAUAGCUCUGCUCGGCAUUCGUGCUUUGAAUGAUCCUGGGACAACGAGUCCAUUCUCAAGCCUUCUUGAUCCUGUAACUUUUACAGAAACCUCAUUAUCAUCGUAAGCUCUCAGAAAUGUGUAGAUAAGAGAAGACAGUUCCAUUGGUACAUGCCCUACAAGCUCAUUAUUAGCGAAACAACAAAAUGAAACAACCAAAACGAAAACGAACUGUUGAUGUCUCUUGAUAGACCUGCCAAAGGCGCAGGUCAGUGGUACACCUAACCGCGCCCGGUUGGUUUAUGAUCUCCCCCUCUUCCCCGCCCUCCGUUAUCCGUAGCACCUCUCAACAAAGAGCAGUAAAGUUUUUUUUUAAGUUUGCUAUUUGCCACUUCUGUGAUUACUUGCAGGCUCCACAUGUGAUAGAGGAGUCAACAGACACCAUGACACCAGAGGAGCGGGAACAGUAUCAAAGAGAGAUAGCAGAUAGAUUACGCAGACAACAGGCAGAAGGAGGCCAAGAUGUGAUCAGGGCCACUGGGGUUGGUGAGGGUCUUGGUUAUGCAUAUGGAACUGCUGAGAGGCGAGACCCACAAGCUACAGUCACUGCACUGGAAGAGGAAGCUAGAAGACGGGAGAAGGAGAGAAGGGAAGAGGAAGAAAGGGAGAGAGAAAGGCAAGAAUGGAAGAGGCGUGAGGAAGAACGCCUUGAACGAGAAAAGGAAGCUGAGAGAGAGAGAAGGCUGCAAGAAUGGAUUGAAAGUGAAAAGAAAAGGUGAUAGUUGCUUUAUUUAUUCUACAUUGUUCUUUAUCUCUUUUAGUGUGCUCAGGUUCAAAUAGGCUUCCUGUUUUUGUCUUUUUAGAGUACAAGAACCACCUGAGGUGGCAGGCAUGGCUUACACAGCGCCUGGUGGACCUGCUGAGAGGUAUGUGCACAGAUUUCAGUUUUGGACAUUUUCGCCGUGAAUAAGAUCUUAAGCUUGAGAAAACAGCCAACAUUUUGCAAUGCCGCCGUGGUUUCCGCACGAUAUGAUGUCUGAGUAACGCCACAGAAAUUCCAUACUGGUGACGUGUCACUAGUCAGUUCUGGGUAGUGCUUCUGAUUGGUUGAAGCAAAUUUCCCUCACAGCACGACCAGUCAAAAGCACUAGCCAGGUCUGGGUAGUGGCAUGUCAUCAGUACGGAAUUUAUGCAGUUGUCCCUCAGAUGUCUUUUCUUACUCUAUAGUGCAUCGACUAUUAAAGAUGGACAUGUACAGGUUCUUAACUAGCCUCACGUCUGUCUGAGUCUUGAAUAAGGAAUAAGGUAUCCAAAAAAAAAGAGAGAAAGGAAAAAUAAAUAAAUAAAAUAUUCAAAUUAUAGAGCAACAUAUACGAUGAAGGAACUGAAGAAAGAGGAGCCUGAGAUGGUGAGCGUGGGUAUGGCUACCCCCAAGAGUGGUGUGGACACCAUUAAGAGAGCUGAAACGAGGGUUGCUGACACGGAUACAUACAAGGGACGUGUCCUUAAGUUGCCAGAAUCUGAAAUGGUAAGAUGUUGUGGAUUACCCUUUGAUUUUAGAGUUGAGGGCCCAGUUCCAUGAAAGAUGAUGAAGUUUAACCCAGGAUCAAGCCAAAUUUUAAGCAAGGUUUUCUUGGCUAAGAACAUGCAACUCAAAAUAUUGUUGAAUCUUUACUCCCAGAUACAGUAAUGAUAACAAAUCAUGUUACUAUCAGCAAUACAAUGAAAGGUAACAUGCAAAAACGGAACAAAAUUUUAAUUCUGUAUUAGCGCUAAUUGGCCUUUCAGCAAUGUUCUUAGCAGACCGCGGCAAUGCGGCAUUGACGCACUUUUUGGGGAAAUGCCGCAGUGUAAUUAGCCCAAGGGGGCCAAAAGGCGCAAAGACCCGCUUUUCUCCCUCAUGACCCCCUUUUUGCUUCUCUAUGGCUCCUGUGGACCCCAGUGUAGAAAGCCCUGGCGAGAACAUUGUUCAGGAAUCACAGUUCGUUUUGGCUUCCUCAGUACUUACAUGGUGUGAUUCAGGGACCCGUUUCUCAAAAGUAUGGAUCCCUGAAUACACGAUUCUGAGAAACUUAUACUGGUUUACAGUUAUGAUCCACUGACCACAACUGUUUGUUUGGCAGGGCCCUGAAUUUUCCAGGACUAAUACUUGGGGUGGUGGAAAAAGAGGAGAAGAUAAUGUCACUUACACCCGCACCUACACCAGUGCAACCUUACCCAGCCGUGGAGCGAGGAAGGGUUAUGACAGUAGCAGUCAGCCUGAGGAGGAGAGGAGACGUAGUGCAGAGGAUCUGCUGGAUUCUGAUGGGAGUCGUUCUCGAGGCAAGGUUCCUCUUGUGACAAAGGAUGAGCUAGUGAGGAGUUACACAUCUGGAUCAACUAGCAGCGACACGCUUAGGUUAGAGCCUCCACAGCACGAGAUCAGGCGAUCCCUUAAAGAAGAUCUUAACUUAGAGCAUGAGCAAGGUGAGGGUGGCUUUGUACGAGAGAGCAUCAGAAGAAAUGAGGGCUUUAUCCAGCGGCAAUCAGUGCGCAAUGAUCUUGAGAGUGCUCCACCAGAGGUGACUACGCGAACCAUGGUAAUAAACAGUGAAAGAGAACCAACAGUGUAUCGGCAAAACCAACCUCCUGAGGUACAGACCCAAGUCUUGUCAUUCGGAGGAUCUCAAAACGGAGAUCCAGGAACUUACCAAGGUACUCGCUAUCGUUAUAACGCCUCUUCACCGGCUAGCUCACCUGAGCCAUAUGCACCACAUACAAGACACUACAAUGUGCCCAGCGUUACCACACAGAGAGUGGUGUAUGACCAAAAUGGACCACCAGUUAGCCCGCCUUCCAGGGGUUAGUGGAAAUUGUUUUGAUCCAACAUUUUUCUAACACACUAACUGUGCACUGCACUGUAACACCUUGAGAAAUGUUGGCUUUCAAACUGUUUGGUUUAACCUGGUCCAUUCGUGGUUCAUAACAUGCUUUGAUUGCUAAUCAAAGUAAUCACAUUUAACCAUUAACCAUUCUCUGCAUGGGCAAGAAAGUCAGAGCGUUCGAUAACAAUGCAUUUCCUCAAGAACAUAGAGAUAUUUUUUACGAUGAAAUGUUCUCGUUAGUUUCUUUUCAAGAAUGGCCGAUUUAUGUUAUUCCAGACUAAAUCUGUGUCAGGUACUUUUAAAAUGAACUUGCCUUUAAGGCUUUUGAAGCUUGAAACUUGAAGCACACAAAUGAGAGAAAUUUGUACCCAACAUCACAGGGAUUCUUUGCCUGAUGCAACUUACACGUAAUACCCUUUUAAAUGUACUUUUGAUAACUUGAAUUAACGUUUAUUAGUUCUUUGGUUAUUAUUACAAGGUAUUUUUUUAACGUUUUGGCAAUAACCAAGCUUACCAUUAACCUGACCACGUUUACCAUUAAUUUGAUCAAAACAUGUACAUUUGAGUGAAAUUGAAGUCAUUAUAUAUGAAAAUAAGAAAUGACCCUAUCAAAUGCGACAUAAUCUGGAAACAAUACAUGCACUAUCCUGUAUUUCUGGACAUAAAUGAAAGUGUGUGUAGAUGCAAAGAAUUUAACCUAGGGGUUGGUAAGUGUCUCGUAAUAGACAUUAUGUAGGUUGCAAGUAGAGACAAGUUCUUUUCGCUUGUUCUUAUAACAAGAUAAACAACAACCUGUAUGUACAUCCACAUUUGAAGGCUAAAAUAUGUACAUACUGCAAAUGUCAAUCACUUUAAGGAUUGUUGAUGUUCAUUGAGACCAUUGAACAGCAAUAAUCUUGGUAUGGGGUAAGGACCUUUGAGUCUCGGAAAGAUGCAGUCAGCCAAGAAUGACACUUCUACGCUAAAACGUAAUCAAGCAAAGUUGCUUUAAUUUAGACUAUUUUUUGGCUCGGAAAGAAAUGGAGAAUAAUUAAAAAACAUGAUACCUAGCCUUCAAAACAAAAUGUCAUUUACUUGUAAAAAGAGCACCAGUUAAUGUAGGGCUACCGACUGGGUACUGAUUAGCCUGCAAGCAAGCGAGCCAAGUGCGCGAGCCGCGAGAGGACGCGCAAGCGAGUGACUCGCGUCUCCUUUCGCGUGACUUCUCGCGACUCUCCCAAAUCCCUCGCAUGCUAGGUACUGUACUGAUUGUUUACGCGUAGAGCAAACUCAAAGGAAAUAUCUGGAUAUGUUGUGAUCUGCAGGAACGCAGGACGGUGGCACGGUUAUCACUCGUACUUUCAUGAUGGGAGGUGCUGAACCCAAAAGGACAGAAACCAUCCGUCAAACCACCAUGCCGACUGAAAUUAUCCAGAAGACCAUUACUAUUGAGGGAGAUGGGGAUCAAUUGACAGCAGAAGAGUUGAGAGAUAUCAUCUCUAAACAUGCAGGAGAUCUUGAGAGCAGUGAAGUGGUUACCACGGUAAGUUUUCAUUAACCAUUAUUCUACCAGAAGUAAAAAAAAAUCAGAAUAAUUGCAAAUGUCUUUUUUGUAAAACCCGAAGAAAUAGAUAGCACGAUGCCAAGUUCUUCCCAAGAGGUUUCAUGUGAAUGGUAACACCAUGGGAUUUGGUCCACAAAUAGAAACGUUGUGAUGGCAAAUAAAUCACCUCACCUUAACUCAUUUGGACUAUUCGUAGUCCCUGUUUUCCUAAGAUUGUCAGGAUGGAGCGCUUACCGGCCAUCCUGCUCUCGGUAAAUUUGAAACCAAAAUGGCCGCCCAUGAGGGGUGGUACUUAAUCCCGACCAUCUUACGGAAAGAAUAAGGGACUUUGAACAGUAAUUAACUCAUUGGAAUCCUGACAAAUGUUGUCUGAAACCAUUUUCAGUGCACUGAACAGGGCUAUGGCACACCAUUUACUAUCUUUUUAAAAAGCUAAAAUGAGUCUUCGUAUUAAUUGAAUUCCAAAAUAAUAGUCCAGUGUUAUUGUUUAAGACUAUUUAGGGCAUCGAAACUGUUCUCUCUUUUCAAGUUUUAAUGCUAUGCGUCUAACAAUCAUUAAAAAACUAGGGUUAAUGCUCCCUGAUAAAUUGUGUUUGAUAUCCUCAGAAAUCCACAGGAGCAUUUUGCGUAUGGGUUAAAGCACUACAUGUAGCUAAUGACUUUAGCGCGGAGUUGACCCAAGACAGCAUUGUAUUCGUGGUAUAACCCUUUUGAUUGUUAAAUGUAUGGUCAUAUGAAAUUCCAUUAAGAACAUGAAGUUAUUUUUAUUCCUUUCUUAGACUUACACAACUAGAGUUCAAGAAGUAAAGCAAACCAAGACAGUGACGGAGACACUGAGAGUUGUGGAUGACGAUGGAAACAUUAUAAAAACCGGUGACCCUGACACUGAUGCUGUAAGUGGGAUUUUUAAGACUGUUUACGAAAACACCGUUUUACUGAAUCGUUACCAGGUGGAAGAAGCCUUUGAAGUUGUAAACGCCUAAGUGUUGUGUGUUAACCCAGAUUCACAUGCUGUUUUUUAGGCUAUUUUGGAAGCCAUCCAACGAGCCAGAGAGGAAAAUCCUAACGCAAAAAUCACCGAGGUUGUAAUAACAAGAACAGAAGAUGAAAGUUCUGCGUGAAUGUGAAAACGGUAAGAAGCUAUUUAUGUAAUGAUUAUUAAAUGAACCCGAAAACAUGGUAAUCGAAUUAUAUAUGGCAUAUGAGCACCGUUAUUAUAGGCGUUCUGUGAAAAGUAAGGGAAUUUUUUAGAAAUUCAGGGAAAAUCUUUGAUAUUGUCAAAGUCAGUGAAAAGUCUGGGAAUUCUGUUUUCCGGUUUAUAGUUCAUAAGUUUUCUUCAAGAUUUAGAAAUGCAUUUUCUUUCGGAAAAGACGAAAAGUGCGCUGCAAAGCAAGCAAAACGAUCAAUUUGACACUAAUUUGACACUCCACGUUUGACACAUGUAGUAGUUGUGGUCAGUAGUCUUCGUUGUGAAUGCUUUCUUUCAAACACCUUCUUCCUCUUUCCGAGAAAAGCGGGAAAAGGUUGAAAUUGAAGAGAAAACUAUCGCGAUGGCCUGCAAAAAAAGCUAAAGUGAAUGUAAACAUGGAUUGUUUCUCAUUAAUAAAAGGUCAGUGAAAAGUCAGGGAAAAGUCAGGAAAUUUUUAACUUUCUGACGAGUGGCAACCUAGCCUGCGUUGUAGCCGGCCUACGCACUCGUCAAAACCAUUUGUAUAGUCCUAUACAGAAGGUUUAGAGCGUUUACGACGCAGGCGAGUGGCAACCUUGAUAUUCAUCAAUCACUGUGUCGAAACAACAAUUGUACUCAGUUUCUUUUCAUCUCUAUUUUCUAUUAGAAAGUUUUAAAUGUAUACAACGGGGACAGCAACGCGAACGUAAAAAAGCAAAUAGGAUUUGAUAAGUACAACAAUAAUUUUGCAUGUGCUGAACACAUUUUGGGGCACUUCCUUUACGUCACUGAACGAUUACGACGUUAAGCUUUCCGAUGCGACUUUUUAUGGAGGAUGUACACACGACGUCCAAUUUUUCUAUUACUUUGUGAAUUAGGACACAGUGUUAAUUCAAUUUUUGGAGGAUUCGGCUAUACAGUUGACAAAUUGGGUGAAAUGGAGUACUGGUUAAGUUUUUAAAAAAUAACGCAAAAACACUUUAUAAGUAACGCUUCUGUACCGUCGCCUUUCUAGCAUGGCGGCUUGUUUCGUCGCCGUGUACCUAAACCCUAUUAAGUGAUGGUUUUUUUUAUUAUUAUUUUCAUCGACAGAAGUAGAAGCUGACCGACACUUGUGUAUUGUUAUUGGCCAAGCCAGAGGGGAUAGUAAAAACGUCGCGUCAUUAAAGAAAUCAUGGCCUCGCCCUGUCAAGAUAGUUGUUUCAAGUUUGCUGUUUUGCUGGAAAGCGGACAUUCUUAACAUAAGCCCCGAAUAGUUAGAUACCGUGUUUGCAUUAAUCAUCAUUCUUAUAUUAAUAGUAACUGUUAAAGAACUCCAUUUUCCAAGCACUUUCUUAGUGUUAGCUUUAUCUUAACAGGAAGAAAAUAUUAAGCAAUUUUUGUUUACUUCGACCACUAACGCGAAGGGUAGCUUAAUUGAAUACAAUAGUAGUCAUAAUGAUAUGAAGGUGUUACCGAAGUUCUUGUCUUUUGUUAUUAGUUAGAAUAAAUUAUUAGAAGUUAAACUUGCCUGAAGAAUAGUUCGUACGCGGAAACAAGCCUUUUAGAGUUUUUUGGGGGUUAGGUUUUUAUUGUUUUUAUUCUUUCGAGCUGGACUGUUCAUAGUCCACCAUUUUUCCGUGUGAUUAUCAAGGACGAUUGUUGAAGAGUAUAAAUUGCUCGUGGGUACUGAGGGUAAGGUUGGAUAUAUCACCUCCCAUCCCCAUGGGCCUUUUCUGCGUCGCUCAUUACAAGAAAUAAAGGCAGCGGCCUCUCAAACUCGGCUCUCUAGCUCGACCUUGACAAUCAGAUGGAAAAAUACUGAGGAGAUUAAGAAUGGUGUACUAUCUUAUUUGAAUACUAAUGUUUUAAGGUGAGGUAAAUAUAAUUGAACGUCCUUUGUGACAUUUGUUUUCUUGCAUUAAAAACCGUUAACUAGUACAUGUAGUGUUGUGCGACGUAUUGCGAAUCAGUCACAUUUCAAAGUAAGCAUGAAUUUCCAAGGUACGGGCGAAGCAGUGAUAGUGAAUACAGAUAAGCGACAUCAAUGCUCGUCCCCGAUCCUGACGCCUAAACGUUUAUCAAGCAGAUACUAGCCUUAUUAGAGGGUCCCGAAUAGAUUUUUUGGGAUUCGGGAUUUUAAAAUAAACUGGGGGUGAAAUUCGGGAUUGAAAGUAUGCAAGGGAUAAGGGAUGCCGAAGAUAAGCAUUGGGAUUACGGCAUUUGUGCCGGAUGACGGGAUUAAAGAACCUUAUUGUUUACCCUCUAAGUUCUUUGGCCGCAUUUUUUCUUUAUUUUGAUAAAGCUAAAGAGC